CUGGAGGUCGCAAUUACCAAGGAGCAGCUGGGCGCGAAGGACUGGGGGCAACCUGGGACUUGGAAGAGGGUGAGCAGCGAGGAGAUCGUGAUGGCAUUCUUUUCGAAAGUCUCAGACGAUAUAAAAGAGGGUAAAUCAGAGGAUCAUCUCCAAAAGUGGCUUUACCACAUCCUGACUGCACCGUUCACUUUCUUUGUGGUAGACGGAGACCUGCAGUGGUUCGCGGAGCAGCGGCGAGAGAACAACAGAGCCACGACAACAUUGGCCAGAACCACGGUCCAGCGCAUUUAUGAUGCGAACCAGCGUCGCCAGUCGUUGCCACAGGGCAAGAACACAGCGAAGGACGUGUUCGAACUAUUCCAGGCCAACUUGAAGACCAGCUCGACGAGCGAGCCCGUCUCGCAGACGUUCGUCGAUCGUGCUUUCGUUAUUUGGGAUCGGGGCCUCAGCAGGCAGGCGGUUUCAGAAGCAGUACUGGCGCAAGAAUGCUUGCGGGAUGAAUCUAUGUUCCACCACAUUAGCAAACUGUGCACCAUCAUCACCAAAGCGAGGACCGAGGCGAACGUAGAUUUCUGCUUCAACCUGUGCAACGACUACUACAAGGCUCAGCCCCCAAGGGCAGCUGAGCAGACAGUAGACACUGACGGUGAUGGUACAGUGGUCGGUGGUGACGGUGGUGCCGGGGAUGGUAGUAUCGCUGCGUUCAAUGCACUGAUCCAUUGCACCGCCACCACCGCCGACCACUGCACCAUCGCUGUCGGCGUCCACUGCGACCCUCCUCAGGAGGUGGUCUACCGCGCCACGUAUGACCAUGUGUUGCGCUCCGCCGUGGCCGGGUCUAAGAGCCCAGAAGAUGCAGCUGAUACUGGCGACAUUGCCGCGGCGAUCAAGCAGAUCGACGACGCCCUCUCUCACGAGGAGACCGCCGCUAAGCCGAAGGAGCAGGUGGAGCAAGAGCAGAUGCAGAAGCUGGCCGAAGAGGAACUCAACAAGCGGACGGAGCAAGAGAAGUGCCUCACAGCCGCGAAGGUGAUGAUCGAGCGCGCGAAGGCUGCUGGCAACAAGGAUCUCGACAAGGAGGCAGAGGACUAUAUCAGAGACACGGAGAUCGACUGCCGCCGGUUCAUCGAUUCGAACGUCCAGCUGUUCGUGACACCUGGAUCCGUCAAGAAAGUCGCCGAGGCAAUCGCGGGCAGCGCUGCGGGCAAGAUCACUCUUCCAAGCCCGAAGUUCCGAGGCAUCGUGUUCGACCCAGCGCUCCACGGCGAGGCGAUUGCCUACCCGAACGUCCGGGCGCCGCCAGUCAACGCACCAAUCCUGAAGACGCUUAUCAAUGGAAAUAUGGUGUCGCAUGGCGAGGAGUACAAAAACUUGCUGCACCCACGGGACAUGUACUUCUUCUUCGACAACAUCAUUCCGUACAACCAGCAGCAGGUCAUGAAGGCCAUCACCGACUCUGAGGGCAACGCGAUCGAGGAGAAGUUUACGAAGCGGAUCUACGUGAGCGUGGAUGAGGACAGUCUCCGCAAGCGAAAGGGGUGCCUUCGCCCUGGUGUCACAUUCGAACAAGUGGAGAUCAUGCAAAUUGUCACCAGCGAGGACUUCGCAACGACGUUGCCCAUGAAGCCGAGGAAGAACUUCAGCGGCAGCAAUUUAGGCAACAAAAUUGGUGAUAUCAUGCUCCCUGAUGUUGAGAGUUUAUGGUCCUUGACGUGUAAGACCAAGAUUGAGCUGAUGGGAAAAUACCGCGUGGCGGUUGGUGGCAAAACGCCUGACCAUGAGGGCAAGAGGAAAGUCACUGCAGACACCGUCGAACCAGUAUUUUGGCACUCACGUGCCCAGUCUUUGCUGAAGGAGCUCAUCGAGUCCUACAACCUGGGGAGCAUCGUGGAUUUCACGACCGCAGACGGUACCAUGGCACUGCUGUGCCUCCAGCUUCGCAUUCCCUACUGCGGCUUCGUCCUGACAGAGAAGCACUUGACGCUGCUGAAGGAGCGCCUCGUCACCGCGAUGAUGGAGGGCGCGUGCACCGAGACCGAG
Prorocentrum cordatum is the source of this 2040-nucleotide messenger RNA. NCBI's taxonomy places the organism in Eukaryota, Dinophyceae, Prorocentrales, Prorocentraceae. The record is from the annotation of a GenBank genome assembly.